Messenger RNA from Exophiala oligosperma, 1877 nucleotides. RefSeq lists its product as uncharacterized. The transcript has a single exon. NCBI's taxonomy places the organism in Eukaryota, Fungi, Ascomycota, Eurotiomycetes, Chaetothyriales, Herpotrichiellaceae. The record is from RefSeq and is a predicted model, not a curated record. Bases 273 to 1877 code for a protein of 534 amino acids.
CUGAGAUGACGCUCAAAUGUUUUGUGUCUCUCUGGAAUAUCCGUUUCCGUCUUUUGAGUCAAACGCUCGAGGAUUCAUCUUGAAUCACAAUGGUAUGAAUACUCUUGUCUUUGGAGGUUCCCAACGCAGCGACGCGACCCGUGCAAGGCUGGAGCGUCGAGUAUUCAAAAGCAGGCGCCAACAUCGUGAUCACUUUUGUGAAUCACAGCCCAAGUGACGACGACCACCACGCUCUAUCUUCAACAUAUUCCUGAGUGACUCCAGAGAGAGUAAUGAUGACCAAAAGUACAAGAUCCAUGGAUGAUUCAUGGGUGGUUGAAGAUGAAGCCAACGACGACAUUAGCUGGGACGGCCGUUCAGCCUCUUCGAGAUCAGAAGAAGAGACUACAGCGGAACCCUCCGAGAAGAUUACGCUUUCGGGACCGAAGCUUGCCUCGCAUCAUUCAGAUUCUUCCAGACGAACGAAGGUCAGCGUGCCGGAGCCGCAAUUCAUCAUGCCCAGCAUGUUAACAAGCACGACCUCGACACAGAUGCCGCCCAGGCAACGCAAACCACCUAUACCAUCACGAUCUAUCCAGUCGAGACUUCAAGGCCCUACAACCUCGCCGAGGCCAGCCACCAAUUUGACUCGAUCGAAUGCCGCUCAGGAAACUACGGCUGCAGACCAUAUACUGCAGAUAGCAGGUCAUAUUGCCGGAUGGAUCUUGGACAUCCUCAUCCAGACUCUGAAGACGCUUAAGAAACCCAUAUCGUGGCUUCUUGCCGCAUACUUGUUCGCUGGGAUCUUGAUGUUAGCUAAGAACCUUCUCACAUCCUCGGUCUACACGGCGCUUUCACCUAUAUGUCGCGUUCCAGGCAUAUCCCUUCUCCAUCUGCCCAUUUGCGAGUACGUCUCUACAAGCUUCGACGCACCGACUCUCUCCUCCGGCACAUCUGCUCCAGUCGAGUUCGACGCUCUGAUGCAGACACAAUCCCACUUUGAAGAGAUUCUGUCCGAGUCCGCAGCAGGCGUCGCUUUGCCAUUGGAUAUGAAACGUUCGGAAACAUCAAUCCGCGAUCUCCGCCAGAUUGUACGAUUUUCGCAGCUUUCCUCAAGAAACGAGCUCGUCCUCGAAUUUGACGGCUUCAUUGAAACCGCUCGUAUUGCAUCCUACGAUCUACAAAAGUUCAAUUCUCAUGUCGGUCGAGGCGUCGAUAUCGUACUCAGCACCGCACGCUGGACGCAGCGUGUUUUGGACGACAUGGCGAUCAGACAGUCUUCAAGAGGCCUCAUACCAAGUUUCAUCCAGGAUCGGCUCUUCGCGCCGUUUGCGCCGAUGCAGUUCACGGAGGCGAGGCUACUAGACCAGUAUAUACAGCACACGCGCAUAGUGAGUGAUGAGAUCGAGAGGCUCAUCGACGAAGCCCAGGCCUUGUUGGUCGUGCUACAGAACUUGGAGGAUCGGCUUGAAAUCAUCCAUUCGAUCGCGAUGCGAGAUAACAUCGCCGCUCAAGCGGGCAAGGACGAGAUACUUUCGCAUUUGUGGACACUACUGGGCGGUAAUCGGGCCAAGCUGGGUAAGUUCAAUAACCAGCUCGGCUUGCUGAGACAGGUCGGGCAGUAUCGAAAAGUUGCUUGGGCGCAUGUGUCGGCGACCAUACUCAAGCUGCAGGCCAUGGGGGCAGAACUGGAGGAGUUGAGGACACGGGUUGGCAGUGCGGAGUUGUUGAAGGCUCAUAAGGAGAUUCCGCUGAGUGUGCACGUUGAUAAUAUCAGGCUCGGUGUGGAGAGGUUGGAAGAAGGUAGGGAGAGGGCGAGGAAGUUGGAACAGGGGCACGUCAGGAGAGUGAUUGACGGGGCGGAGGGGGAGACUGUGAGGGGUCUUGAAGGGGUAUAA